Messenger RNA from Penaeus indicus, 563 nucleotides. RefSeq names its product cuticle protein AM1199-like. The annotation marks the transcript as partial. Gene Ontology annotation, cellular component: chitin-based extracellular matrix. The transcript has 2 exons. Gene Ontology annotation, molecular function: structural constituent of chitin-based larval cuticle. Lineage: Eukaryota; Metazoa; Arthropoda; Malacostraca; Decapoda; Penaeidae. The record is from RefSeq and is a predicted model, not a curated record.
CCGUCCCUCUCCUACGACGCCCCUGCGCCCCACACAUCCUCGCCCGUUCAGCAGAUCCCCAUCAUCCGCGACGAGCGAGUCCAUCCUGCCGCUGACGGAACUUACAGCUUUGACGUUGAGACUGGGGAUGGUAUCGUCAGGCACGAGUCCGGCGGUCCAGGUGGCGCACAACAGGGAACCGUCAGUUUCACUUUCCCAGAUGGCCAGGUCUUCAAUCUCCAAUUCGUCGCUGAUGUUAACGGUUACCAACCUCAGUCGCCCUUCUUGCCCGUCGCCCCUGCAUUCCCCCACCCGAUCCCCGCCCACGCCCUCGAGCAGAUCGAGCGUGGCCGACUUGAACUCGAAGCUCGCGCCCGAGAAGAACAACGUCAGUCAUCAAGCCAGGGACAAGCCGACCCUUCUCGCCUUUACGGUCAACCUCAGUAAAGUGUUUCCCACUGAACUUCAACGACAAUAUGCUCUUGUUACUCUUAUCCUACUCCAAUCUAUAUUUUCUCAUCGCCCCAAUAUGCGAAUUCCGUACAGCGUUUUACCAUUGAGUGUUAUACCUGUUUAUAAAUAAA